GUCUUAUAGCAGUCCCAUAUAUUUAUUUAUGGUCAGUCCAGGGACUUGAGCCGGUCAAGCCAUGCACAUCAAUAAGCCCAGUCUACCGGAUCUUAAGCAUUCACCACAUGAUACAGUUUGGCUUGCGCUGGGUUUGAUAUGGAUACUACAGCAGAGACAUCGCUAACAUGCCAUGAACUCUCUAACUCUAUCAGUCAGGCAUGCGAUACCGGCAACAGUCCUGCGUGCUCCUGCUUCGAGACAGAUUCGCAUUCGCCGUUAUCCAUAUCAUUACCUGCCUCACCACCGUCUCCAGUAAAGGUAGUGUCAGGCCCGAAGCUUCCAAAACCUGAAGUGAUGGGCUCCGGCAGCCGGUCAAGAUGGAAGAGUAGAAGGUCAAAAACGACGAGACGAAGUCCGAACCCGAAAUGUGAACGAAAGUCUGAUAUAACCAUUGAUUCCUCCAAGCCAUUCAAGCUGUCGAAUCUCUCCACACCAGAGCUCGAGAAAAGCUUUCGAGCAUUGUCCUGCCAUCAUCUGAAGUUGCAAGAAAAGCAUGUCGCCCUGAUGAAGGCGCAUUUGGAGAGAGAGAAUGAGAUCACUCGCCUCACUGCUCAGAUACGCGCGUUGGAGAAUGAGCUCUAUCUGACACAGCUUGCGCACAGUGACGAGGCCUUUGAUCCACUUCGGACCUCAUUGAAUCAAUAUGAUAUUCGGCCGACUGGGGAUACUCCUAGCCGAGAGGCUCAUACGACGUUGCCUUGGUGACACAGGAGCCCUACUAAAAAGCAGCGUUACCGAGGCUGUGGGCGACAUCUGACUGUACCAUCAUCAAUAAGGACACUUGGUGCUCGUAUAGCUCAGACUCGUGGCGUCGAUCAACAUUCUCGUGCCUAGAACCUUUGCGCCGGAUAUUGCGGAAAGACUCUACCGAGGA
Aspergillus homomorphus CBS 101889 is the source of this 916-nucleotide messenger RNA. RefSeq lists its product as uncharacterized. Bases 139 to 747 code for a protein of 202 amino acids. The transcript is spliced from 3 exons. The record is from RefSeq and is a predicted model, not a curated record. NCBI's taxonomy places the organism in Eukaryota, Fungi, Ascomycota, Eurotiomycetes, Eurotiales, Aspergillaceae.